UUUCGCUGCACAAAGGCCGCGGGGUUCGCCUAGAUCGGAUCGGUGUGGAGCGCAGGGUACCGCCUGACCCCGUCGCGCAGUCCAACCACAACCAGGGUGGGCUACCGCCGCCCUAGGCCAGAUGCCGAGGCCUUCGUCGGUCGGUCUCUCCGGCGGCGACGAGCACCCUCCACCAGGGCACAAGACCCUCCCGUAGUUGGCUGUAUAAAUUCAAGGCUGCAUCCACAGAUUGGUUGGAUUCGUGAACACAGAGGAGUGUGAGAUCACAAUUGCACUUGUUUGUUAGGUCGCGCCGCAGUCGGGAUGUCUAAUAAGCGCCGGGAACAGGAUGGCCAAAACCCGCGCGUCGCCGGCGGCGGUGACAAGAAGCCGAGGCGUGGUCGGGAGCACCUCUAUCUCCUCUUGGAUGACUGGGACAAGGGGUUCAGCAUCCACAAGAUCGACGCCGACAGCUUUGACACUACCACCAACGACGGCCUGCAGAGCGGGGUCGCCGGGCACCUCCCGGAACCUCCGGCCCUGCGGUUAGAGUCACCGGCUGGCCACGUGCCCCGCAAUGGCAUGUCCUUCGCCGCCCUAGGCACCAAGAUCUUCGCCUUCAUGACCCAGCGCUGCGGCCUCGUCUACGACUCCGACACGGCCGUCUUGGCCAUCGGCGCUCAUGCCCCUCCAAAAAUGCUAUGUGGCUUCGGUGUCACUGUGGCCAUUGGUGAGGUGAUCUACGCGUUGACAUAUCGCUUCUUCGAGGGCCAGCACUCGUUCGAAGCCAUGUCAUGGGAGCAUCCCACGGAGGGCUGGUCUUGGAAGACUCUGCCACCCCCGCCGUCAGCAUUCCGCAGCCGCGUUAACUCUUAUGUGCUGCACCCGGACGGAUGCACCAUCUUCAUGACCACGGCGAAUAAUGGCUGCUUGGGCACCUACUCAUUCAACACCAAGGAUUCUGCGUGGAGGUGGCAUGGCGAGUGGGCGUUGCCAUUCGUUGGCCAAGCUCACUUUGACGGCGAGACCAACUCGUGGGUUGGCCUUCGCUGGGAUGGCUACAUUUGUUCCUGCAAAGUUGUCUCCCCUGACUGCCUCAACACUGCUCCGGAUUGGCAGAUGACAAAGGAGAAGUUAUUCCACAAGGACCGGCAGAGGCACAUGAGGGCCUCUCUCACCUCUAUGGGCACAAACAGAUUCUGCCUUGUCCAAUGUGUGAAACGUGAGGAAGUGGGGGAGGGUCCAGCCUUGGGAGACCAUGAUGGUUGUGUUCUCCAUUUGACCAUAUUUGGCCUCAAGUACAAUCACAAGGGAGAGCUUCAAACCACAGAUCACCACCAGUCCACACGCUCCUUUAUAGUGUCUAGGUAUAGGGAUCACUUUGCUCCUAUUGCAUUCUGGAUGUAGAAGCUCUUUGGUUUGUUGCGAUAUGUUGUGCCUCCUGAAUCCUCUGCUUCAUUGUCACUGGUUCUUGUCAUGCAUUGUCUUGUGAGCUACAUAAAGAAAUCAAUAAAUACUUUUUUCCCCGCUGGGAAGUUGUGCUACUGGAUUUAUAUUUAUUUAUUUAUGAUGAUAUGA
This is a messenger RNA of Sorghum bicolor (sorghum), 1557 nucleotides long. RefSeq lists its product as uncharacterized. The record is from RefSeq and is a predicted model, not a curated record. Bases 304 to 1386 code for a protein of 360 amino acids. NCBI's taxonomy places the organism in Eukaryota, Viridiplantae, Streptophyta, Magnoliopsida, Poales, Poaceae. The transcript has 2 exons.